Didymodactylos carnosus is the source of this 2061-nucleotide messenger RNA. Lineage: Eukaryota; Metazoa; Rotifera; Eurotatoria; Philodinida; Philodinidae. The record is from the annotation of a GenBank genome assembly.
AUGGACGGACUUAGUUUUCGUCUGGCUGACGAGAAGAAUUUGCACAGUGAAAUCACCCACAUGUCUUGGAAUCCCGAACAUGACAUAAUUGUUGUCUGUCAUGCCAAUGGAGAAGUCGUAGCCUAUCAAGCUUAUAUAAGAAAAAUUUGGGGUUUGGGAACAAAAGGAAGAAAGCAAAAGGUUACUGGUAUUGCUUGGCGACCCGAUGGACAAGUUCUUGCCGUUUCGUUUGGAAACCGAAAUUUAGUAUUAGCAUCUGUUCAAGAUGGUUACACAUUAUGCUCUGAAUCAUUGUCAUUUGAUGUUAAAUCGUGUUGUUGGGUAGAAAGAUCAUCUGAUGAUGCUGGACAACUAAAAUCACCAUCUGCAGAUUUAGCUCAUCUCAAUAUAACUAUCUAUAAAUAUUUACCAAUACUGAUCGAUUUACCAUCCAUAAAUCGUCCAAGGAAGUUUAUUGUCGAUCCACCAGAUGACUUAUUUUGUUUAGCAAAACAGACAAAAUUAAACAUUUUAAUUCUGCUUGGACAAAAUGAAAUUUUACUACGUGCAUUUGGUCUAUGGCCGUUAUUAUUUAUUAAUCGUUCAACAUUAUUCGUUGAUCAAUGUUUAUUUGUAACAAUGUCACCAUUAUUGGAUCGUUUGUGUAUACUUUCAACGACAAAAUCAACAUCCGAUACGUCUAUUUCACAAUUACAUUAUUCGACAUUUGACUGUACGUCAUUUCUAUCUGAUUAUCAUCAAGACUACUUAGAAUUAACACGUUCGCUAUGUCGUAUCAAAAGUCUUCUAUUAUUUGGUGAAAAAAUAUAUCAAACAUUAAUCGAUCUAGUCACAAAAUGCUUUAUAGAGUUCGAUAAAAAAGUACAAACAUUUUGCGAUGAAACAAAAGAAAUACUAUUACAAUCAGCACCACAACAGCAAUGGACAUUUCAAUCAGAAUUAAUGUCAUUAUUAGCAACAGGUAAUUGUUCCGAAAACAUGUCAAAUGGAUUUUUCACAAAUAUUUAUGAUUAUGGUUAUUCAAAAAAGUUAAUAACAACAUUUGAAGAAUGUAGAACAAAAUCGAAAGAAUUAUUAAUUUUGUUUGGACGUACUAUUGAGCACAUUUUUGGUUAUUUAACUGAAAUUAAAGGUCUCAGACAAUGGCAUGGUAGAUACGAACAAAUUGAUUUUGAUCCACAGUUAAUUACAGAUUGUCUACGAGAUGCUGGUUCAUUAUUGAUGAAAAACAACGAAUUUAGUGACUUUAUUCAUGAAAUGUCAAAUGUUUACACAUUUUUUCUUCGAUGGCUUGUUGCACAUCAGUUACAUGCAGCAAAAACCGGUGGACCAAAUAUGCAUUAUGACGAACAGCUUGAGUGUACAGAAUCCGAUUGGGAACAUUUAAUCGAUUUUAUUGAUACUUAUUACGCUUCUGACCGACCUCUCAUCGAUAUUUUUUCUAUGUAUUUAAAAUCUGAAAAUUUACCAGAGACAAUGACAAGAAAUACACUGUACAGAGAACUUUGUCAUUCAAAUGAAGAUGAAAAUGUAUUUUUUUCUCCCAAGAGUAAUCGUUCAUUAUUUGGUGCCUUCCAAGAUUUGAAACAAUCGACCCAGAAACUGUUUGAAAACCGAAAGAUUUAUGAUGAUGUCAAAUUGGCAUUAGCUUGUUCUCUUAAUACCGAUAGUUCUAAUACGAAUGAAGUAAACUCGGUUAAUAAUAAUUCUCAUUUAAUAUUAGUUGAUUAUAAAAAUACUUCAACAAAAAUGGAAUUAUCAGAGAAAAAUUCAACAAUAAAUACAAUACCAGUGUUCAAUUGUGCAGUAAGUCUUAUACAACAAAUCAAAGAUACUCCAUUGAAAUUGGCAAUCGAUGGACGAAGAAAUCUAGUUGCUCUAUGGUCAACAAACCGAAAAUUUUCAACAUUUAUUCAUAGUCCAGAUGAAACAACAACUACAAAUUCAAAUCGAAUGGAAGAUGAUACUUGGGUGACUUCUGGUACAACAACUACAUUGAUGAAUACAACUAAUCGAAGUCAAAUGACAUUUUCACAGGAAAGUACCAAAACAAAUAUCUAA